Molecule: messenger RNA, 603 nt
Organism: Rhododendron vialii
Lineage: Eukaryota; Viridiplantae; Streptophyta; Magnoliopsida; Ericales; Ericaceae
Exons: 1
Coding region: 1-603 (200 amino acids)
Source: RefSeq, a predicted model, not a curated record
AUGCAAAAUGGAAAGGUCAUCGCUUAUGGAUCCCGACAACUGAGGCCGCAUGAGAAGAAUUAUCCAACUCACGAUUUGGAACUGGCAGCAGUAGUAUUUGCCCUUAAGUCCUGGCGUUACUAUCUGUACGGAGAACAGUUCGAGGUGUUCACUGAUCACAAAAGUUUGAAGUAUCUAUUCACUCAGAAGGAGCUGAACAUGAGGCAAAGGAGGUGGAUGGAAUACAUAGAGGACUACAGUUUCAUGUUGUCUUAUCACCCUGGGAAGGCCAAUGUAGUUGCUAACGCUCUCAGUCGCAAAACUCGAGGACAAUUGGCAAGUAUGGCUAUCAAGGAAUGGAAAAUGAUGGAAGCCAUUAAUGAGUUUAGACUUCAACCUACUGUAAGUGCAGGAGGAGCCUGCCUUUUUGCUUUGUUUGCCACACCUGCUUUACAUCGAGAAAUUCGGUUGGCCCAAACCUUUGAACAGGAGUUUGAUUUCAUCAGAUAUCAACUAUCAACUGGAAAAGCAUCAGCAGGAUGGGAAUUCACUCCGACAAGAGUCUCCGUUUCCAAGAACGAAUUUUUGUACCUGACAUUGGUACACUUCGAGAAGCCGUACUGA